Messenger RNA from Ciona intestinalis (vase tunicate), 2330 nucleotides. The record is from RefSeq and is a predicted model, not a curated record. Lineage: Eukaryota; Metazoa; Chordata; Ascidiacea; Phlebobranchia; Cionidae.
UUCAGUUUCUUGUCUUAACUCAACAAGAUGAGGGUUGCUUGCUUUAUCGCUCUUUUGUUCGUGAAUGCUGAUGCAGCGUGGUUAUUCGGUGAUGACGACCACAGUGCUAACGCUGGUGUUGGUGCGUCAGUUGACUUACCUCUCCUAGGACCUGUUGGCGCUUCUCUUGGAGGUUCUCUCGGCAGUAAUGCUGGUAAUCACGCAUGUACAUGCGCUGGUCCAGGUGCUGGUGGAAACGAUGGUCUUGGUGGUGGACUUGGUGCCUCUGUCGAUUUGCCAUUCAUUGGACCAAUCGGUGCUUCCCUGGGCGGAUCUCUUGGCGGACACAGCGGCCACGGGGGCCACGGGGGUCAUCAAUGGCUCGGCGGUGCCAUAAAUGGUUUGUUCGGUGGGAAAGGAGGAAAGGGAGGUAAAGGAGGUAAAGGAGGAAAAGGAGGUAAAGGAGGUAAAAGAAGAAAGGGGGGAAAUGGAGGGCUCGGUGCCUCUUUCGGUGGUCUUCUUGGUGGAAAUGGUGGACACGGUGCUUCUUUGGGUGGUCUUCUCGGUGGAAAUGGUGGACUAGGUGCUUCUUUGGGUGGUCUUCUCGGCGGAAAUGGUGGGCUCGGCGCUUCUUUAGGCGGUCUUCUAGGUGCAAAUGGUGGAAUCGGUGCAUCUUUGGGCGGUAUUCUGGGUGGAAAUGGUGGUCCCGGUGGACUCGGUGCCUCUUUGGGCGGUCUUCUCGGUGGAAAUGGUGGAAUCGGUGCAUCUUUGGGCGGUCUUCUCGGUGGAAAUGGUGGACACAGCAGUGGACACGGUGGGCUCGGUAGUGUUAAACGGUCUCUUCGGUGGUAUCUAACUGGCUCCGGUAACGGUAAUGGUAUUGCUACAUCAACAGGCAGUGGAAACGGUGGUCUUUCUGUGGAUCUAUCUGGCUCCGGUAGCGGUAAUGGUAUUGCUACACCAACAGGCAGUGGAAACGGUGGUAUUUCAAUCGAUCUUACUGGCUCCGGUAGCGGUAAUGGUAUUGUUACACCAACAGGUAAUGGAAACGGUGGUCUUUCAAUCGAUCUUACUGGCUCCGGUAGCGGUAAUGGUAUUGCUACACCAACAGGCAGUGGAAACGGUGGUCUUUCUGUGGAUCUGUCUGGCUCCGGUAGCGGUAAUGGUAUUGCUACACCAACAGGCAGUGGAAACGGUGGUCUUUCAAUCGAUCUUACUGGCUCCGGUAGCGGUAAUGGUAUUGUUACACCAACAGGUAAUGGAAACGGUGGUCUUUCAAUCGAUCUUACUGGCUCCGGUAGCGGUAAUGGUAUUGCUACACCAACAGGCAGUGGAAACGGUGGUCUUUCUGUGGAUCUGUCUGGCUCCGGUAGCGGUAAUGGUAUUGCUACACCAACAGGCAGUGGAAACGGUGGUGUUGGUUUCAACUUUAAUUUUGGUCAUAAUGGAGCUACCACUGGCGGAAACGGUGGUCUUUCUAUUAACCUUAAUGGCAACGGUGGUGCCGGUAAUAGUGCAAACGGCGGCGCUUCUGCUGGUGAAAACGGUGGUCUCGGUGCUGGUCUUGGUGCCUCUGUCGAUCUUCCACUUAUUGGACCAGUUGGUGCUUCCAUCGAUGGUAACGUCGGUGGCAAUGGUGGUGUUUCCGGGGGUGGAAACGGUGGUAUCGGUGCCUCUGUCGAUCUCCCACUUAUUGGACCAGUUGGUGCUUCAAUCGGUGGUAAUGGUGGUGUUUCUACUGGUGGGAACGGUGGUAUCGGUGCCUCUGUCGAUCUUCCUCUUAUUGGAUCAGUUGGUGCUUCAAUCGGUGGUAACGUCGGUGGUAAUGGUGGUGUUUCUACUGGUGGAAACGGUGGUAUCGGAGCCGGUCUUGGUGCCUCUGUCGAUCUUCCCCUUAUUGGACCAGUUGGUGCUUCCAUCGGUGGUAACGUCGGUGGUAAUGGUGGUGUUUCUGCUGGUGGAAACGGUGGUCUCGGUGCUGGUCUUGGUGCCUCUGUCGAUCUUCCCCUUAUCGGACCAGUUGGUGCUUCCAUCGGUGGUAACGUCGGUGGUAACAGUGGCGCUUCCGUCGGUACCUCUACUACUACUUCUGUUGGUCAUUCCGGGAAUCAUCCAGCAGGUUGGCAGUGGAACAACAAAAGAAUGCCAGCUGAUCUUGCCAACGAAAUGCUGGAGAAUUAUCUUAAUGAACUUCUUCAGUAAUUCGAGUGAUUCGAUACGAACGACUUCUUCAACUGAUUACGGACAAUGAUUCUAGCCAAGCUGAUGCAAAAUAUUUGCUGAAGUUGCGUCUCUUCUUUUAUUUUUCUUACAAUAUUUGGACAAGGAAUACAAGAAAUGCAUACUAAUAA